Molecule: messenger RNA, 4471 nt
Organism: Xyrauchen texanus (razorback sucker)
Lineage: Eukaryota; Metazoa; Chordata; Actinopteri; Cypriniformes; Catostomidae
Product: zinc finger protein 721-like
Exons: 7
Coding region: 41-4063 (1340 amino acids)
Source: RefSeq, a predicted model, not a curated record
AGAACACCGAGAUUUGUUUUUCUAACCGCCAUCAAACAAGAUGAAAGAAGAGCUGAUAAUCCGAGAGCCCAGUUCGAUGUUCAUCAUGAGAGAGCAGGUGGAUUUGAUUCAUGCUGGAGAACAGCAGAUGCUGCAGAUACCAGUGAAGAUUGAAGUGAAGCAGGAGGAGAUAAAAGAAGAAAACACAUCAGAGGAACGACAGAGAGAUGAAGAUGAACAGCAGAUGCUGCAGACACCAGUGAAGAUUGAAGUGAAGCAAGAGGAGAUAAAAGAAGAAAACACAACAGAAGAACAGAGUGAUGAAGAUGUUGAUGAACAGCAGAUGCUGCAGACACCAGUGAAGAUUGAAGUGAAGCAAGUGGAGAUAAAAGAAGAAAACACAACAGAAGAACAGAGUGAUGAAGAUGAUGAUGAACAGCAGAUGCUGCAGACAUCAGUGAAGAUUGAAGUGAAGCAGGAGAUAAAAGAAGAAAACACAUCAGAGGAACAACAGAGUGAUGAAGAUGAUAAUGACCAGGAGAUGCUGCAGACAUCAGUGAAGAUUGAAGUGAAGCAGGAGAUAAAAGAAGAAAACACAUCAGAGGAACAACAGAGUGAUGAAGAUGAUGAUGAACAGCAGAUGCUGCAGACACCAGUGAAGAUUGAAGUGAAGCAGGAGAUAAAAGAAGAAAACACAGCAGAGGAACAACAGAGAGAUGAAGAUGAUUUUAUUCCUUCAGAGCUGAUGGAAGUGAAAGAGGAAAGUCAAGAGCAACAUGAAGUGGAGGAGAAACAUCAGUAUCAGAAACAGCAUGAUGAGUCUUUAAGUGGCUCAAAAACUUACAAGAAUUUCUCACCAGAAACACAUCAAAGAAGAGCAGCCAAAAAUACUUUCAAUUGCGCUGAGUGUGGAAAGAAUUUCACAUGUAAAAGCAAGCUUAAUAUACACAUGAGACUUCAUGCUGGAGAGAGACCUUACACGUGCCAUCAGUGUGGAAAAAGUUUUGUAUAUGCUGACCAUCUCAAGAAUCAUCUCCAUUCUCACUCUGAAGAACGCCCAUUUGAAUGUGAUCAGUGUGGUAAAACAUUUGUUGUGGAUUUAGCCCUGAAAAUACAUCUGAAAACUCAUACAAACGAGAAGCCUUACAAGUGCUCUUCUUGUGGAAAGAGUUUUGUACGGCUGUGCUAUUUUAAUGAGCACCAGAAAAUACAUUUCGGCAUGGAGUCUCAUAUGUGCUUUGAAUGUGGGAAGACCUUUAUUACAGCCGGCCACCUCAGAGAGCACCAAAGAAUUCAUACCGGAGAAAAACCUUACAAGUGUUCAUUCUGUGGAAAGAAUUUUACUCUAUUAAAUAGCCUGAAAAAACACAAGAUAAUCCAUACUGGAGUGAAACCUUACAAGUGCUCACACUGUGGAAAGUGUUUCACUCAUUCACAAAACCUGAAAAAACAUGAGAGAAUCCAUACUGGAGAGAAACCAUACAAGUGCUCACACUGUGGAAAGAAUUUUACACUAUCAGAUAGCCUGAAAAAACAUGAGAGAAUUCAUACUGGAGAGAAACCUUACAACUGCUCACUCUGUGGAAAGAGUUUCACUCAUUCACAAAACCUGAAAAAACACGAGAGAAUUCAUACUGGAGAGAAACCUUACAACUGCUCACACUGUGGAAAGAGUUUCACUCAGUCACAAAACCUGAAAAAACAUGAGAGAGUCCACACUGGAGAGAAACCAUACCACUGCUUACACUGUGAAAAGAGUUUCUGCGCAGCAAGUAAUCUACAUAGACAUGUAAAAAAGAAUUGCCCAAGGAGUCACAGUGAGCAAAAGUCAUCUUCAGGUCCAACGAUAUCAAAACCUGGCUUUUUAACUGGGAUGAAAGAGCUGAUAAUCCGAGAGCCCAGUUCGAUGUUCAUCAUGAGAGAGCAGGUGGAUUUGAUUCAUGCUGGAGAACAGCAGAUGCUGCAGACACCAGUGAAGAUUGAAGUGAAGCAGGAGGAGAUAAAAGAAGAAAACACAACAGAAGAACAACAGACUGAUGAAGAUGAUUAUGAUUUUAUUCCUGCAGGGCUGAUGGACUUGAAAGAGGAACAUCAAGAGCUAAAUGAAGUGGAGGAGAAACUUCAGGAUCAGAAACAUCAUGAUUUCACAACUGGAGAAGAGUCUUUGAGUGCUUCAAAGACAGAAGAGAAUAUUUCACCUAAAAACCCUCAAAGAAGAGCAGCCAAAAAUACUUUUACCUGCUCUCAGUGUGGAAAAUGUAUCACAACUAAAAGGGAUCUUAUUAUACACAUGAGAGUUCACACUGGAGAGAAGCCUUAUACGUGCCAUUUGUGUGGAAAGAGUUUUGCAUAUAAAGACAGUCUUACUGUGCACUCAAGAAUUCACACCGGAGAGAAGCCUUACACGUGUCAUCGGUGUGGAAAGAGUUUUGCAUAUAAAGAAAGUCUUAAAGUGCACUCAAGGAUUCACACUGGAGAGAAGCCCUACACAUGUCAUCAGUGUGGAAAAGGUUUCAUAGAUAAAUCUAAACUUAAUGUCCACACAAGGAUUCAUACUGGAGAGAAGCCCUACACGUGCCAACAAUGUGGAAAAGGUUUCAUAGAUAAAUCAAAACUUAAUGUGCACAUAAAAGCUCACACCGGAGAGAAGCCUUUCACAUGCAUUCAGUGUUUUAAGAGUUUCGCAAGUAAAGGUAAUCUUGAUGUACACACAAGAGUUCACACUGGAGAAAAGCCUUACAAGUGCCAUCAGUGUGGAAAAGGUUUCACAGAUAAAGGAAAACUUAAUGUACACAUAAGGAUUCAUACUGGAGAGACGCCUUUCAUGUGCCAUCAGUGUGGAAAAGGUUUCACAGAGGAAGGAAAACUUAAUGUACACUUAAGGAUUCAUACUGGAGAGAAGCCUUACACAUGUCAUCACUGUGGAAACAGUUUUGCUUAUAAAGAAAGUCUAAAUGUGCACAUAAGAGUUCACACUGGAGAGAAACCUUUUACAUGUCAUCAGUGUGGAAAGAGUUUCACACGUAAAGAUAAUCUUGAUGCACACACAAUAAUUCACACUGGAGAGAAGCCUUUCACUUGCCAACAGUGUGGAAAAGGUUUCAUAGAUAAAAGAAACCUUAAUAACCACACAAAGAUUCAUACUGGAGAGAGGCCUUACACUUGCCAUCAGUGUGGAAAAGGUUUCAUUGAAAAAAAAAACCUUUAUAUCCACACAAGGAUCCAUACCGGAGAGAAACCUUACACUUGCCAUCACUGUGGAAAAGGUUUCAUAGAAAAAAGAAAUCUUUAUAUCCACACAAGGAUUCAUACCGGAGAGAAACCUUACAUGUGCCAUCAGUGUGGAAAAGGUUUCACAGAUAAAAGAAAACUUAAUGUGCACACAAAAGUUCACACUGGAGAGAAGCCUUUCACAUGCCAUCAGUGUUUUAAGAGCUUUAAAAGUAAAGGUAAUCUUGAUGCACACACAAGAAUUCACACUGGAGAGAAGCCUUACAUGUGCCAUAAGUGUGGAAAAGGUUUCACAGAUAAAGGAAAACUUAAUGUACACAUAAGGAUUCAUACUGGAGAGAAGCCUUUCUCAUGUCAUCACUGUGGAAAGAGUUUUGCUCAUAAUGAGAGUUGUAUUGUGCACAUAAGAGUUCACACUGGCGAGAAACCUUUCUCAUGCCAUCAGUGUGGAAAAAGUUUUGCACGCAAAGACAGUCUUGAUGUGCACGCAAAAAUUCACACUGAAGUGAGGCCUCACACUUGCCAACAGUGUGGAAAAGGUUUCAAAGAUAAACGAAACCUUAAUAAUCACAUAAUGAUUCAUACUGGAGAGAGGCCUUACACUUGCCAUCAGUGUGGAAAAGGUUUCAUAAAUAAAAGAAACCUUAAUAACCACACAAGGAUGCAUAAUGGAGAGAAGCCUUACACAUGCCAACAUUGUGGAAAAGGUUUCAUAGAUAAAAGGAACCUUAAUAACCACACAAGGAUUCAUACUGGAGAGAGGCCUUACACUUGCCAUCAGUGUGGAAAAAGUUUCAUAAAUAAAAGAAACCUUAAUAACCACACAAGGAUUCAUAUUGGAGACAGGUCUUAAGGCCCCAGCAUACUUAUGGAGAAGUUCUUCUUCAUUCGGAGGUAAAAAGAAGUUUGAAACUGCUGAGCAACGACAUACUGUUUCUGUACAUUCAGACAACUGCCAAGCUGCUGGGGGAGGUGUUGAGAUAAACAUUUUCAGUAAAUGAGGAUGAACAAGACUACAUGUAUAACACCCUAGGGUGGGGUUACAAUUUUCAUGGCCGCAAGCAACCAUUCAGCUGGGGGUCUCCUUUCGUACGUCCAGGAUUUUUAAAUAAUAAAUGUAUUGAUUAAUCUCUUAAUCGUCAUUGUAGCCAAGUACAAUCAGAAUGUAUAAUGAAAUAAAAAUAUAGUUGAAGAAAAAUGUAUGCAUGUUUUCCACUGUUUUUUCCUGUAUAUGAACUCAAAGAAAAAUGUUUUUUAAAUU